Molecule: messenger RNA, 1479 nt
Organism: Striga hermonthica
Lineage: Eukaryota; Viridiplantae; Streptophyta; Magnoliopsida; Lamiales; Orobanchaceae
Source: the annotation of a GenBank genome assembly
AUGGGCUGUUUGCAGUCCAAAACUGCUAAUGUUCAGUCGCCUGACCAAGAACCCUCGCAGCCGGAUUCCAAACCAGAUCUGGCAAAUGGGGAUCAAAUGGAUCAAGAUCAAGUGCCCGCCUUCAAGGAAUUCGGACUUGCAGAACUUCGUGCUGCCACAAAUGGUUUCAGCAGUGAACUUAUAGUUUCAGAGAGUGGUGAGAAAGCUCCAAAUGUUGUCUACAGAGGUAAGCUUAGGAGUAACAGGCUUGUCGCCAUCAAGCGUUUUUCGAAGCAGUCAUGGCCCGAUCCUCAGCAGUUUGUGGCAGAGGCUGCUGGAGUUGGCAAGGUUCGGCAUAAGCGAUUGGUUAACUUAAUAGGAUGCUGUGCUGAAGGCGAUGAACGCCUGUUAGUUGCAGAGUACAUGCCUAAUGAUACACUUUCGAAGCACCUUUUCCACUGGGAUAAGCAGCCUUUGCAAUGGGAAAUGCGGGUGAGAGUUGCGUAUCACAUAGCACAAGCUCUUGACCAUUGCAAUACUGAGAAUAGGAAAGUCUAUCAUGACUUGAAUGCCUACAGGGUUCUUUUUGAUGAGGAUGGUGAUCCUAGGUUAUCAAGUUUUGGCUUGAUGAAGAAUAGUAGGGAUGGGAAGAGUUAUAGCACAAAUUUGGCUUACACUCCCCCUGAGUUUUUGAGAACAGGCAGGGUCAUUCCCGAGAGUGUGAUAUACAGUUAUGGAACUGUUCUUCUGGAUCUUUUGAGCGGAAAACAUAUCCCGCCUAGUCAUGCUUUGGAUUUGAUAAGGGGCAAAAAUGUCUUAAUGCUGAUGGACUCAUCCCUGGAAGGACAAUAUGCCAAUGAAGAUGCAACUGCAUUGGUCGAGCUCGCCUCAAAGUGUCUUCAGUAUGAAGCAAGAGAUAGGCCUGAUGUUAAGUUUCUUCUUACUUCAGUUGCACCCCUUCAAAAACAGACACAAGUUGCAUCACAUGUUCUGAUGGACCUAGCAAAGAACCCUGUGGUUCUACCAACAAUGCUUUCUCCUCUCGGGAAGGCUUGUGCAAGAAUGGAUCUUACUGCAGUGCACGACAUUUUGCUGAAAACGGGGUAUAAAGAUGAAGAGGGGGCUGAGAAUGAGCUUUCGUUCCAAGAAUGGACCCAGCAAGUCCAAGAUAUGCUGAACACGAAAAAGUUUGGAGAUAUUGCAUUCAGGGACAAGGAUUUUAAGAGCGCAAUCGAAUACUAUUCCAAGCUGGUAGCAAUGAUGUCGGUACCUUCUGGGACAGUAUUCGCGAGACGGGCUCUUUCCUACUUGAUGAUGGGCCAGCCCGAGCUGGCCCUUAGGGAUGCCAUGCAGGCCCAAGUUUGCCUGCCCGAGUGGCCCACAGCCUUCUACUUGCAGGCUCUUGCCCUAUCUAAGCUGGGGAUGGAGACAGAUGCCCAAGACAUGCUCAAUGAUGGAGCCUCCUUCGAGGCCAAGAAGCUAAACAGCUGGCGACAUUAA